AUGUUUACAGAGGAAGAAAAAAGAUGUGAGGAGAUAUUCACAAAGACAACUUCAAGAGACGAGGAAGGGAGAUAUGUAGUUCGACUUCCCUUGAAGAAUGAUCCUCCUUGUGUAGACAACUCCAGGGAGAUAUCUGAAAGGAGAUUUCUUUCGUUGGAACGGAAAUUCAUGAAGAAUGAAGCCUUGAGAGAGAAGUACUCUGAAGUGAUGCAAGAAUACAUAGAUCUGAAUCACAUGGAACUUGUACCUGAUGAUCAAGUUGACAAUCCAUUGGCGAUAUACUUACCCCAUCACGCAGUCAUACGAGAAAACAGGGAAACGACGAAGGUACGGGUAGUGUACGAUGCCUCCUGUAAGGGUAAGAAUAAUAUGUCUCUAAAUGAUAACCUUCUAGUGGGACCUACCUUACAGUCAGAGCUACGGCACUUGGUGAUGCGAUGGCGUACGUACCCCGUUUGUCUCACGUCUGACAUAGCCAAAAUGUAUCGGCAAGUGAAGAUCUCGGAAUCAGAUGUGGAUUUUCAAAGGAUUCUCUGGAGAGAUAACCCUGAAACUAAGAUAAAGCACUAUAGAAUGCUAAGAGUGACGUUUGGAACUGCAUCUGCGCCAUACUUGGCUGUCAAGACAUUGCAACAAGUGGCUAUUGAUGAGGGUGAGAGUUAUCCUAUGGCAGCGGAGAGAGUAUUAAGAUAUUUUUACAUGGAUGACCUAUUGACGGGAUGUCAAACUAAAGAAGAAGAAUUCCAAAUAUUUAAAGAAAUGAAUGAAUUGCUAGAAAAAGGAGGAUUCGAGUUAAUGAAAUGGACGAGUAACUGUGAUGAAUUAAUAGAAGAGAUGAAAAGAGAAACAGGGAUGAAAGAUGUUCAAGAGGGAUUGAAGAUUAAGUCAGAUGAAACAAUGAAGAUAGUUGGACUUACCUGGGACCGCAGUGAAGAUUCUUUAAGGCGGUGGCAGUAUACUCAGAAAAUGCUGCAAGAUUUUUGGAAAGAAUGGUCUCGUGGUACUCAACAAAGUUUUAUAAUCGGUACAGGUGGUCAUCACAGCAGCCUCAGCCACAGGUGGGCGAUGUCGUAUUGGUGA
Ostrinia nubilalis (European corn borer) is the source of this 1080-nucleotide messenger RNA. RefSeq lists its product as uncharacterized. The coding region runs from base 1 to 1080 and encodes 359 amino acids. The transcript has a single exon. NCBI's taxonomy places the organism in Eukaryota, Metazoa, Arthropoda, Insecta, Lepidoptera, Crambidae. The record is from RefSeq and is a predicted model, not a curated record.